Molecule: messenger RNA, 516 nt
Organism: Octopus sinensis (East Asian common octopus)
Lineage: Eukaryota; Metazoa; Mollusca; Cephalopoda; Octopoda; Octopodidae
Exons: 5
Coding region: 73-516 (147 amino acids)
Source: RefSeq, a predicted model, not a curated record
ACAAUUGGAAAUGAAGAUACGGUUGCCUUUCUACAGGAAGAAAACACAAUUUUACUUCAAGAACAAACAAACAUGAAAUCACAACUCGAAAACAAGGACCGAGAAAUAAAUUCACUUCGCAUACAAAUUGCUAAAAACGAACAAAAAAUCAAAGAAUUAGAAGCUUUAAAUCAGAAAUAUAUCCACGAUUACGAAUUUAUGUAUUCCACAUCUAAAAACUAUUCCAACGCUCUCGAGAACUUGCAGGACUCAAAAAUUGCUCUUUACACUACGCUCUCUCCACUGUUUGCAACUGCAGACGACAAUCGUCUGGAGACCUCCGAAAACUUGGUUAGACAACAAAAAUCUGAUUCGGACGUAAAAAUAAACAUUGAUAACCACACGAGUUUAUCUGAGGAUGAGAACUUGGAAAAUCAAAAAAUAGAAGAAAUCGAUUUUCCAAUCAAAGAUUUCGAGAAAUUUGAACAACCUGAACAUGAGAUGUCCUAUCAAAGGUGUUCCUGGAAUUGUUAUUGA